Suillus fuscotomentosus is the source of this 1233-nucleotide messenger RNA. RefSeq lists its product as uncharacterized. The transcript has 3 exons. NCBI's taxonomy places the organism in Eukaryota, Fungi, Basidiomycota, Agaricomycetes, Boletales, Suillaceae. The record is from RefSeq and is a predicted model, not a curated record. The coding region runs from base 1 to 1233 and encodes 410 amino acids.
AUGCGCCUGCUAGUACUUCUCUGCAUCCUCCUCGUUGGAAUGACCCAAGCCGCACCUACAACAGAUACAACAAAUGCUACUACUAGCGACAAUUUUAAAGCACCGUCAUUCACGACAAGAACUCUAUGGAGCAUCAUUUCUAGCUCCGUUCUCACUCUUUUUGCAUGCGUCUACACUGCCAUCCACCCCAAUAUUCCGAGUCCUAAGCACAGCGCCCACCUUCAUGACAUAUGGCGACAACUUCGCAUGGUGAUAAUGGCAUUAAUAGCUCCUGAAUUGAUCGUCGCCUGGGCUAUGCGACAGUGGUUCAGCGCUGAUAAAACGCACAGCUUCUUUGUGUUGAUGGGUGGUUUCAUGCUUUAUGUGAAUGGGAAACCCCACCGUACAGCAAGCCGUACACUACAACCUGAUCACAUUCUCACACUAAUACGUCAGAGGUGUAUCGACGUCCCUAUCCUAACGGCAGACCAGAUCCACGAUAGGAGCAAAGGCAAUGCGAUAUCAAAAGGAUUGGUCAUCCUUCAAGUAGCCUGGUUUGUUAUGCAGCUCAUAACCCGCGCCAUCUAUCGCCUAGAAACCACCCAGCUCGAAGUGGGCACACUCGCUUUUGCGGUUCUCAAUUUCCUAACUUAUGCUGCGUGGUGGGACAAGCCUCUCAAUGUGCAAUGUCCACAUCCAGUGUACUGGAAGUCAACCAAGUCGAAGCCAAUCAUGACGCCAGAGUAUCACAUUGGGUAUGUAUGCGCUUCAACAAAUGAUAUCGCUCAGUUUGGGAUCUUGGCUCCAGUCUUGCGCCCAAUUCUAGAACUGAUAGGCUUUCCCGGUAUUCCCACAUCUCGAAAGCUCCAAGUUCCAACGUUUGAUGGUAGCAUCGAACUCGAACAACUGCACAAACAUGUUCUUUUGCUCGCUGGAGUGCUUAUGGCGACUAUUUUUGGCGGCAUCCAUUGUAUGGCUUGGUUUUUUGCUUUCCCAACAUACCAGGAACGGGUGCUAUGGCGCAUGAGUGCCGUCGCUAUAACUUGCACGCCCUGGCUUGGUUUACUCACGGCACCGCUCCUUGCAGCUCUGGAUGCGUCACUUACAUGGUUUAUCCUGCUCUAUGUACCAUAUAUCAUGUUGUACAUCACAGCUCGUGGUGUCCUCUUGGUACUGAUGUUCACCACUUUACGCGAUCUUCCUCAUGACGCAUACCAAACGGUGUUGUGGACUAGUUUGGUGCCGCAUUUAUAG